AAUUGACAGAAUAGAUGACACCACUGCUAAUUAUAAAAUCAAUUAAUUCCCGUGAUAAUCAACAUAAAACUGUGCACAGUUAUUUAGUAAUAAAUAAUAGAAGUGUUGCGGUGUUUGAAACGCGAAACAAGCCCCCAGUUGCGGCACAAAUCGGUGAAAACUUCGUGGGGAAUUUGUCGUUUGUGUGUUGGUGGUGGCAUUUUCACCAGACUUGACGUUUGUGUUGCGUUAAGGUUAUAAUAGUUAAUUCCAUGUCUGAAGAAAUCGCGUUUGAAGACCGAAAUUCCAAUGGAAUUGCGAUGGAGACGAUAAUAAACGUUGCGGAUUGUUGUCGCGCGUGUUUACGUAUCGAUUGUUCGCUCACACCCACAAGUGCCCAAGAUAAUGAUUCGAUAAAAUUUUGCGACAAGUUGUUAUCCUGCGUUUCCGAAGUUAUGUGGCAAAAGGAAGGUUUACCGUCGCUGAUUUGUUCCACUUGUAUUGAACGUCUGAGGGUGGCGUACGAUUUUCGCAAUAUUUGUCUCCAGUCAGAUCAUACGUUGCACCGGUAUAUCAGUCACCUGCAGGAGGAUAGUAAGACUAUGGGGGUCAGGUCACUCACAACGCCGACCAAGUUCGAUUUUACUAUAUCAACGAGCACCCAAGAAGAAAUCCCGAUAAGUGUAGAGGAGCCCCAAAACGCGGAAUAUCUCCACUUGAAGCAUUUCCUCGACAAUGACGAGGAUUUGAGCAAAAAUGAGGCGUUGGUGGAGGUGACCAGGUCGGAUAGUACAAGUCCCGACUCGUCAACGACCACAGGUUUUUUGACCCAAAAUCAAGAGGUUCAGCCGCAGCCACAGCUCCAGCCCCUCCCCCAAAUAAUCCAAAUCCAGGGCCCCAUUCAAGUGCCCCCCCGGCAGGUCAUUAAACGCACAACCGGGAUCCAAGUGCGCCCCCCGACUCCCGAUCAAGACGGCGCCGACGUCAAACCCUUCACGUGCACAAUCUGCGGGAAAAACUACCGCAAAAACGCGAAUUUGCGCAUCCACAUGCGCACCCACACCGGGGAAAAACCCUUCGAGUGCAAAUACUGCGAAAAACGGUUCUACCACUCGUCGCAUUUGCGCGAGCACAUCCGCCGCCACACGGGGGAAAAACCGUUUCAGUGCGCCGUUUGCAACAAACGUUUCACGAUCAAAGGCGAACUCACAAUGCAUAUGAAGUCGCAUACGGGGGAAAAACCGUACGCAUGCACGUGUUGCGACCGUCGGUGUCUCACCGCCGCCGAUUUGAAAGUCCACAUGAGGACCCACACCGGGGAAAAACCGUUCAGUUGUGUGACGUGUGGUAAAAAAUUCGCGAGUACUUAUAUUUUGAACUCGCAUAUUAAGACCCACACGGGGGAACGGCCUUACACGUGCACGAUUUGCGGUAAAUCUUUCACCCAAUCGUCGCAUCUCAAUGUGCACAUGCGCAAACACACUGGGGAGAAGGUCAGUUGCAAGGUUUGCGAUGCGAAAUUCACGCAUUCGUCGCAAUUGACGGUGCACAUGCGUGAGCAUACGGGGAAGCAGCCGUACAAGUGCACAAUGUGCGAUAAAAUUUGCAACUACGCAUCUGAGUUGCAAACGCACAUGAUGAAGCACACGGGGGAGAAGUUCACGUGUGUCACGUGUGAUAAGAAGUUCACCACAGCGGCGUAUUUGCAAGAACACACCAGGACUCACACAGGGGAGAAUCUCUCGACUUGUCCCGUGUGUGAUCGGCAGUUUACGCGACAUCAGUACUUGCAAAAGCACAUGCGGACGCACACCGGGGAAAAACCCUACACGUGUUUCACGUGUGGGAAGAGAUUCACGCAGUCGUCGUCGCUCAAAGUGCAUAUUAGGAUUCACACCGGGGAAAAACCGUAUUCGUGCACGAUUUGCGAUCGCAGGUUUACGACCUCGUCCGAUCUCUCGGCGCACAACAAAAAACAUAAAAAAUACAUCAAUUUAUAAGGUGUAGCAGAACUGUGAUAACACUAGGAAAAACACUCAUGUAAUCAAGUUUAUGUCAUUGCUAGGACUCGAAUCGCUUUCUUUUUCAUUUUUUAUAUUUGUAAAUAGAGGAUUUCAGUAUUACUCAUUUUUUAUGUGCUUUAUUAGGCUUAUUAAUUCUCCAAGAGAAUGCUUUUUAAGAUAUUAUUAUUAGUAAAAUUAUCGCUUUGCGAUUUUUUCUCUUCUUUGGCACAUUUCAGGAUUUGAAAUAAGAAUUUUGAUGGACUGUACAAAUACAAGGUGAACAAAAAUAAUUGUACGAAAAAUUAUAGUGUUAUAAAAAUGUGAUCGUGUUGAAAUUCUGUUGUUUUUGAGGUUUGCGAUGUUUUUUCACAAUUGCAACAUGAAAUUUUAUAAAAUGCAGAUAGUUUUAAUCUUCAGAAAGUUUAAGAAAACUAAAAAUUUUCCAAAACUCAAAAACAAAAAAAUUUCGAGAAUUUUUAUCGGUGAUAAAACCUCACAUUUUUAUAGUAUUUUAUCAUUUUAGUUUUUUUCACUUGGUGUAACAUAAAAAUAGAAACUCAAUUUUUUAUACAG
This is a messenger RNA of Tribolium madens (black flour beetle), 2555 nucleotides long. RefSeq names its product gastrula zinc finger protein XlCGF57.1-like. Gene Ontology annotation, cellular component: nucleus. The record is from RefSeq and is a predicted model, not a curated record. Gene Ontology annotation, biological process: regulation of transcription by RNA polymerase II; central nervous system development. Gene Ontology annotation, molecular function: zinc ion binding; RNA polymerase II cis-regulatory region sequence-specific DNA binding; DNA-binding transcription factor activity, RNA polymerase II-specific. The transcript is spliced from 3 exons. The coding region runs from base 252 to 1979 and encodes 575 amino acids. NCBI's taxonomy places the organism in Eukaryota, Metazoa, Arthropoda, Insecta, Coleoptera, Tenebrionidae.